AAUCGUGACAAUUUGGUUUGUUUACAUGAUUGUUGGAUUCUAUUGCAAACGACUAUACAUAUUACAUCAUUAAUAAUAUCUAAUAUUUUAGGUCAAGCAGUAAAACCGACAAUAAAAACCAACAAGUCCAACUAACGAAACUGACCCCAGUGGAACAAGUUACCACUAGAAGUAUUACGCCAAACAUUAUCCAAGACAAUAAGUGAGUACCUACUAUGAUCUAACAACUUAUACCUAGCUGAACCUUUAAAAAAAUACAUAAAAUAAAAAUAAAUAUUUUUUUCAGUUCGAUUUAUGACUACACCGCUGAUACCGCUGGACCAAGUUCACUCCAAUUCAAUCAAAACAAUGAAUCAAGUGGACAGUCCAACAAUGAAGUACAACUGAUGAAUCUGACGCCACUGAAGCUUAGUACUGAAAAUAAGAUACCAAAAGAUGAUAAAAUAAUGAACCAGUCCUUUCAUGAUGCCGCUGAACCAAGUAUUUCAGCAUCUCAAAAUGAUGAAUCGGUUGAUUACCACCAGUUAACAAUUGGACCAGAAAAAGAAAAUGAAAAUUAUGAGCCAGUUAAUGGGAGAAGAAUAAUUGAUUUUAACUAUGUACUGUCACAAUUAAAAGAAAAAGCCCACCAUAAUGAUUUAUUUGGCUGCAAGCUUGAGAACUGCAUAUUAAAAGGGGAAAAGCGAGCUGGCUUCCUAUCAACAUUUAUAUUUGAAUGUAAUAUGUGUGGUGUUGUUUUUAAAAUUGAAUCGGAAAAUUCUUCGAAGACUGAAACAGUCGACAUCAAUGUCGCCGCUGCUACUGGAAUUACUGCUACAGGCAUAGGCUUCUCCCAGUUUGAGGAGCUCAUGUCUGCUAUGGAUGUUCCAGUUUUUACAGAAAGGUAUUUUUCUAAAAUCCAAGAUUAUGUCUAUGAAAAAUGGGAAAAAACUGCCGUGGAAUCUAUGGAGGCAGCCGCCAUGCGCGAAAGAGAAGCGGCAAUUGCUGAAGGAAGACUCCAGAAUGGAAUACCGAUAAUAGAUGUAUAUGCUGAUGGUUGUUGGUCCGCUAGAUCAUAUGGAAACAACUAUCGGGCUUUAUCUGGGGCAGCCACUAUCAUCGGUCGAAGAUUUGGAGAAGUGCUGUUCAUGGCAGUCAAAAAUAAAUACUGCCUUAUUUGUGCCAGAGCAGCUAAAAAGGCCGUUGUUCCUAAAGACCACAGCUGCUACAAAAACUAUGAUGGAUCCUCCACAGGGAUGGAGGCUGAAAUAAUUAGUGAAGGUUUCAAAACUUCCCUGGAUAUGUACAAUAUCAUAUACGGACGAUUGAUUGCAGAUGGGGAUUCGGCAACUUACAAAAAAAUUUUAGACUCCAAUCCAUAUGGAAACUAUACAGUGGAAAAGAUUGAGUGCCGAAACCACGUUUUACGUAAUUUUUGUAACAAAAUGCGAGCAACAGCAAAGGAAACAAAAUAUUCAUUGCAGCAUCGGAAAACACUAACAAAUGAACGCAUUAUGGCUAUGCGGAAGGCUAUUAUCAAUUCCAUAAAACAUAAGAAAGAGGAAACAGAUACAAAUUCAAAACAUGAACAAAUUAAUAUCUUACAUAAAGAUAUUUUGAAUUCAUUGGCCCACUCUUACGGUGAUCAUCGACGGUGCAGUGGCUAUAUGUGCAAUAAAGAUAAUGUAAUUGAGAGUUCUACGAUGGCACAAAUAGAAAACUCUACUUUUAUGUUUAGAUUGCGUGCUAUUGUAGCGAAUGUAGCUGCAAAAGCUCGCAGUCUUAUUGAAGAUGUAGACACAAACAGUGUAGAACGCUUUAACAGUGUAGUGGCCAAGUAUGUUGGAGGAAAAAGGGUCAAUUUCACUCAAAGGAGGGGCUACCAAGCAAGAUGUUCCGGUGCUGUAGUAGCCUUCAAUGAACAUCAACCUAUAUCUCGAUUAUAUAAAUCAAUCCUUGGCCGUAGUCCAAGAGGAAAAAUACAAGACAUGGAAAAAAAGAGGUGCCUAAAAAGAAAACUGAACCAAAAAAAAUCAAGAAAGAAGAACAGAAUGUUAAAUAAACAUAAAAAAGUUCAGCACGAUUAUGGAUCUACAUGUGCAGCUCCAGAUAUGACCCCAGAGGAAUAUGAAAAAGCAAAAGCCGAGUACAUGAAAAGUUUUAAAAAUCUUACUGCUGAUAGAGACAGCAUUGAACGACAAACAAUAUUACAGAGAGAGUCGAGCCAGUGGUUGGAAUUGCGAAAAAAUUUGUUAACUGCAUCCAAUUUUGGGCAAAUUUGCAAAAGAAAAGUAAAUACAAGCACUGCAAAUCUAGUAAAAAAUUUACUAUAUAAGAAAAAUAUUUCCCACAUAACAUCGAUUGCACAUGGGGUGGAGCACGAGAUGGUGGCGUUGCAACAAUUAUCAAAACAACUAGAUGUGCAUAUUGAGCCGUGUGGACUAUUUAUAGACCGAGAACACGCAUUCAUCGGAGCCACACCGGAUGGGUUAAUAGGUGAUGAUACCAUUGUCGAGGUUAAAUGCCCACUUGUAGCUGUCAAAACAGGAAUAGAUGUUGCAGUGAAGGAGAAAAAAAUACAGCUGUUCAGAUUUAAUAAAGUUACAGGUACUACUGAAAUUAACAAAACAUCGAACUGGUUUUACCAAGUCCAAGGACAACUCCACGUUACUGGAAGGCAACAAUGCAUAUUUGGCAUUUGGGCAGGAGAGAAUAUACCGUUGAAAGUGGAAUACAUUAAAAAAGAUGAUGAGUUUUGGAAGUUGAAAAUGGAGCCAAAAUUGAUUUUGUUUUAUGAGAAAUGCUUACUGCCGGAAUUAAUAGAUCCACGACACAUGCGUGGUAUGCCCAUAAGAGACAUUCAACUUUCCGCAGAAAACAAAGAAAAUGAUGUACCAUCAAAUAACCCCUCCACUUCAUCUGGUAUAUCAAACAACCCAUCCACUUCAUCUGGUAUAUCAAACAACCCAUCCACUUCAUCUGGUAUAUCCAGGCGACUCGAUUUCACGGAGUUUUAGUAAAUGAUCCGAAUCACCCAAUUUAUAUUACCUACUACUCACCGUAAAUAAUUUGUAUUAGUCUUACUUAUAAGCCACUGUACCAAUGUAAUAUGUAAACCUACCUAAUAUUUUAACUCUAUACUGAUUUUGAUGAUCUAAAAAUGAUAAUUACUGAUUUUGUAUUUAAGGUAAUAAAAACAUAUUUUUACAUAUAAUUUUUUUGUAUUUUCAAUCUCCUGUACUGUAUCCUUUAAAUUUAGCGAUGUCAUAACCUCGCAAAUGAUAAAACUCGGUUGAUAUAACACAGCUUUUUUAAUAUAACGUCAUAAAAUACUAUAUAUAAAACUUUUUUUUCGAUCUCCCCUACAAAAUUUUAUACCUACUGUGGAAUUUUGUAUGCGAGAUCGAAAAAAAAGUUUUAUAUAUAGUAUUUUAUGACGUUACAUUAAAAAAGCUGUGUUAAUAUUAAAAAUGUACGUAAUGGGUACUUCAUCGGUACUUCCAAUAAAUAAAUAAAUUUCGUAAAAAAAUGUUUGUGGUUGAUAAAACACAGCUUUUUUAAUAUACCGACAUAAAAUACUAUAUAUAAAACUUUUUUUUCGAUCUCCUAUACAAAAUUUUAUACCUACUGUGGAAUUUUGUAUGCGAGAUCGAAAAAAAAGUUUUAUAUAUAGUAUUUUAUGUCGGUAUAUUAAAAAAGCUGUGUUUUAUCAACCACAAACAUUUUUUACGAAAUUUAUUUAUUUAUUGGAAGUACCGAUGAAGUACCCAUUACGUAGAUUUAAAUGAUGCGUAAAUAAAAAUAAAAAUAGAUGGGAAGAUGCUGGAAAGCAUGACGUUGAUUUUUGCAGUAAAUAAAUUGAGAAGUUGGGCAUACCUUCUUAACCUACUGAGAUGCUUACAUACCUACUACUGUGCUUAUGGUUUUCCAUACAAGUAGGUAUAUUAUUUUAUAAACCUCUCUAAUAAAAUAACUAGUAAUAAUAUUUAAAAAAAGAAUUUUGAAAAAGCAACAUUAUGUAAUAAAGCUUAUGAAGUAAAUCUAUUGCUUAAUUAUAAUAGAAUAUAGGUAUUUGCUUUACUAUACUUUAGAAUAACCGUUUAUUAUAAUUAAGCAAUAGAUUUAAAAAAAUACUAUUUUGAAAAAAAAAAUAGUUUAAUGUUGUGUUUCAUUAUCUCUCUGUAUGGUUAAUUACUCUGUGCUAAAUACAACUCUUGAGAGUUGCGACUGCGACGUAACGAAAAGCGCGCGAAGCAUUUUCAUUGGGCAUAGGGCGUGGCCUGUGCGGGGCUUCCUCACCCCCUGGAUAGAAUUCGCACUCGGAACAUAGAGCGUCU
Messenger RNA from Plutella xylostella (diamondback moth), 4316 nucleotides. RefSeq lists its product as uncharacterized. Lineage: Eukaryota; Metazoa; Arthropoda; Insecta; Lepidoptera; Plutellidae. The record is from RefSeq and is a predicted model, not a curated record.